Molecule: messenger RNA, 2649 nt
Organism: Tarenaya hassleriana
Lineage: Eukaryota; Viridiplantae; Streptophyta; Magnoliopsida; Brassicales; Cleomaceae
Exons: 4
Coding region: 324-2213 (629 amino acids)
Molecular function (GO): protein binding
Source: RefSeq, a predicted model, not a curated record
AAAACGAACGAGCGCGUCAUUCUCCUUGCUGUGUUUUUUUCACUGUCCGAAUCAAAAAAGCUCCGAAGAAAAAACCAGAAGCGCUGGUUUUUCUACUGGUGUGCUUCUCUGCUUAGAAAUCGCGAGGGUUACAUGCAGGCGAAGCUGUUUGGGAAGAGGGAAAAUAUUUCGUCUUGUUUCCCUUUUUGGCCCAGAGAGAUGCUUUGAGGAUUCGUUUUGUCCCUAGCUUCUCUUUUCGUAGUAGUGAAGCGAUGAAAUGUUCGCCCGCCAGAUGUUGAAUUGAUAAUCACUUCACCAGGGUAAAGCCAAGUACUGUUCUGGCCAUGGACAAAGCUUCCCAAGACUGUCCUUAUCCAGGAUGUUUCUUCUGUGUGAUGAAAGAAGGCAACCCGAGUAAAAGAAGAUCGUGCAUUCUCAAAUUCUUUCGGGACCUUCCUUCUCAAGAUGACGACGGUCAAGUUCUCCCGAUCAGUGGCCUCUGGAAUACUGCAAUGGCACACCCCAAUGAUCCUGAAUUUAUCGAGCUUGGGAUAUUUGAGUGUAUGGCUGCAUUAAUAUGGAAAGGACUGAAAAACCGACGGUGGCUCUCUCAUGACCAGAACAUAUACAUCCCGUAUUAUGCCGCUCAUAUAAUUGGAUCUUACACUAUGAACAUGGAAGAAUUUGCUGAAAGAGCUGUGGAAGCUGGGGUAAUCCCACCUCUUGUUGAACUCUUGAGGGGUAGGCUCACUUGGGUCGAACAAAGAGUUGCUGUUCGAGCUUUAGGGCAUUUAGCUACUUACCCAAGUACCUUUCCUGCUCUGGCAAAUCAUGGAGAAAUCCUUGAACUUGCCAUCCAACUAGCAAUGAGUUCAUUGGAAAUAGUUUAUUCUCAUUUUUACCAGUAUGUUGAUCGAAGACUUAGUUACCAUUGUGAUUUACUGACACGCGGAAUGGGAGGUGUUGAAAUGGAGUCAAGAAAAGCCGAGGAAUGGGCAAGCCAACUGCAGUGCUGGUCGCUUCAGCUCAUUAACUGUUUUGCCUUUAAACCUGAGUUUCUUCCCACUUUGUGCAAACCCGAGUUUUUGGUGAAUCUGCCGGGCCUGUGGGGCGGACUUGUUAACGAGAACUCACCGGCUGGUAUUGGUUUGCUGAGAACAAUCUGUCAACAUAAACUCGGUCGUGGACCAGUGUCUACUUGUCCCGGAAUGAUUGAGGCAUUGUGUAAUAUUGCUCGUUCUUCUGAUGAUUGGCAGUAUAUGGCAAUAGAGUGUCUUCUUUGGUUGCUGCAAGAUCCUAAUACAUGUCAUAAGGUGGUUGAUAAGGCUGUGCCGACUCUAGUGGACCUCGCUGAAAUCACAAAUCUUGGAGACCACAAGAAACUUGGAGAUUCCAUUGUCAGUGUUCUUCAAGAAUGCCUCCAAUCACAAGGCUCGGGACGCAACUCCAUGAGUAACCGAUCAAAGGAAUUGAUUGAAGAGACAGUAAAUGCCCGACAACGAUUGAAAUGGGAGAAGAACAUGGCGAAGGAGGAUCUUCACAUAAAACAGGCGGCAGCUUUAGUAGUGAAACUCGAAGGAAACUCCCUCUUCUCAUCAGGAAACAUAGCAGGGGCGGCAGCCAAGUACUCAGAAGCAUUGUCUUUAUGCCCAAUGAGGUCCAAGAAGGAAAGAGUUGUGUUGUACAGUAACCGAGCUCAGUGCCAUCUUUUACUGCAGCAGCCAUUGACAGCCAUAAGCGAUGCAACACGGGCACUGUGUCUACACAACCCAGUUAACAGGCAUGCUAAAAGCCUUUGGAGAAGGGCUCAGGCAUAUGAUAUGAUUGGUUUAGCCAAGGAAAGCUUGUUAGAUGCUAUUCUCUUUAUCAACGAGUGUUCUCAAUCCAAUGACCAGGAUCUCUCUCUCAGACAGAACAAGGUUCCUGAUUACGCAGAAAGAUUGGUCAAGAAACAGAUGCGAGCUGCUUGGUUGUUUAGAGAGGCGGCUCUGAAGCAUGGGGGUGUGCACUGUAAAGGUGAUGAAAAAGAUGUGUAUGGCCAUGAAAGUGAUGACUCGGAAUGGGAGACAGCGAGUGAGAGUGAUGAUAUGGGAGAUGAUCGAAGGGAUCAAAUGGGGCAUGACGAGGAUGAGGAUGAUGACAUUGGUGAUGACCUGAAAGAUAAAUAUGACAAGCCACCUCCAAAAGACAUGAGACAUGGAUAUGGUACGAAAUUCGUGGGAGAUGAGCUAUGAAUCCACCAAAAUGGAUAUGCGAAAGAUUGAAAAAUGGCAAUGGAUCAAGAACUGUUGACAAAACAGUGAUUAGUGCUCCAGUGGACAGGGACAACGUUCGGGGCUGUUUGAAUGUCAGGAUAAAGAAGUUUGAGAAGGAAAACAGUCAUUGUAUCUGUUUGUCUUAGAAGCAAGAAUCUUCAAUGGAAUUGUAAGUUCUCUUUUGUUUUCUUUUCGGGUUUGCAGGAUUCUGUGGUAAUUUAUCCAUAUAAAGGUAGAAAAAAGAAACAGUCAUUGUAUCUGUUUGGUAGUAUGGGAGAUUAGUUUCUUGGAGAAAGGGGUUUGGUUUUGUUUCAAUUUAUUUUAUUUAUUUUCUUUUGUGUGUAAGAACUUUUUGAGUGUUCAUCAUUAGACAGUGUAUGAGUGUUUAAGUUGUAUAAAACUUUUCUCACGUGUG